AUGUUCUCGAGAAUACUGCGCUCCGCUGCGGUGGCCCUCGCUGCCACGCAGUUGGUCUCCGCCCAGACCUUCACGGACUGCAACCCUAUGGAGAAGACCUGUCCCGAUGAUCCGGCAUUAGGCAAGACGGUGACGGUGGACUUCACCAAGGGCGAAAACGAUGUCUUCAAGAACGCCGAAGGCACCACCAUCGAUUACGAUGACGAGCUGGGUGCCGUCUUCACCAUCAACAAGGAGACCGAGGCACCCACUAUCGCGUCCAACAAGUUCAUCUUCUUUGGCAAGAUCGAUGUCGUGGUCCGCGCUUGCACUGGCCAGGGUGUUGUGACCAGCUUCGUGUUGCAGUCGGACGACCUUGACGAGAUUGACUGGGAGUGGCUUGGUGGCGACACCACUCAGGUCCAGACCAACUACUUCGGCAAGGGCGACACCACCACCUACGACCGAGGUGCGUACCACACUGUGGCCACUCCUCAGGACACCUUCCACAAGUACUCGAUCGACUGGACCUCGGAGUACGUCAAGUGGUACAUCGAUGACGAGCUGGUCCGUACGCUGAACUACGAGGACGCCACGAGUGGCACUCGAUUCCCCCAGACCCCCAUGCAGAUCAAGCUUGGUACGUGGGUUGCCGGCCGCGAGGACGCUGCCAAGGGCACCGUCGAAUGGGCUGGCGGCUACACCGACUUCAGCACAGCACCCUUCAACGCCUAUUACCAAUCCAUCACCAUUGAGGACUACAGCAACGGUGUUGACGACGCCACGAGCUACCACUGGAGCGACAAGACCGGUUCUUUUGAUAGCAUCGAGGUCCUUACCGGAGGUGAGGACACCAGCGCCACGUCCAAGAGUAGCUCGACCAAGACUGUCACUAGCAAGGGCUCCGAGUCGACCAAUACGACCCUGGCAACGAAGACUGGCGCCAGCGGCAUUACCCAGGCGACCGAAGCAGCUAACGUCAGCGCCUCUGGCUCUGACAGCUCGGCCACCGCAACUGGCAGCAGCUCCGCCUCUACCAGCGCCACCACGAGUGCUCCCGUUACUGCGGGCGCAUUCAAGUCGAGCUUCAACGUGGUUGUGCUGGGCGUAUCCUUGUUGAUCGGCGGUGUCCUCGCUCUGUAA
Pseudomassariella vexata is the source of this 1122-nucleotide messenger RNA. Its product is annotated as family 16 glycosyl hydrolase. The coding region runs from base 1 to 1122 and encodes 373 amino acids. Gene Ontology annotation, biological process: carbohydrate metabolic process; fungal-type cell wall organization. Gene Ontology annotation, cellular component: fungal-type cell wall. The record is from RefSeq and is a predicted model, not a curated record. Gene Ontology annotation, molecular function: hydrolase activity, hydrolyzing O-glycosyl compounds; glycosyltransferase activity. The transcript is spliced from 2 exons. NCBI's taxonomy places the organism in Eukaryota, Fungi, Ascomycota, Sordariomycetes, Amphisphaeriales, Pseudomassariaceae.